This is a messenger RNA of Protobothrops mucrosquamatus (brown spotted pit viper), 626 nucleotides long. Its product is annotated as platelet basic protein. The coding region runs from base 69 to 362 and encodes 97 amino acids. The transcript is spliced from 4 exons. Gene Ontology annotation, molecular function: CXCR chemokine receptor binding; chemokine activity. Gene Ontology annotation, biological process: chemokine-mediated signaling pathway; inflammatory response; cellular response to lipopolysaccharide. Gene Ontology annotation, cellular component: extracellular region. Lineage: Eukaryota; Metazoa; Chordata; Lepidosauria; Squamata; Viperidae. The record is from RefSeq and is a predicted model, not a curated record.
CCACUUACAAAAGUAUAAAAAGCCUGCAGCGGGCACUCCAGAGUAUCCUCCAGCCUCCCCGACGCAAGAUGGACCGCCAACUUUUCAGCGCGUCUUUUCUGCUUCUUUUCCUCCUCAUGGUCCUGGUUCCAUCGACCGGGAACGCCUUGCCCAUCGAGGGUAACGAGUGUCAGUGUAACUCUACAACCUCAUCUAUCACACCAGCAAGUAUUAAUUCUGUACAUUUAAUCCAGUCAGGACAACAUUGCAGUGUUCUGCAAGUCAUAGCUGUCUUGAAGGAUGGGAACAGAGCCUGCCUGAAUCCAGAAACUCAGUGGGUCAAGCGCAUUGUCCAGGUUCUCCUGAAUAGGGAAAACAACUAACAAGCUAUGCAAAAUGGAGGAUGGGAGAAAGAAAAAAUGCUAGAAAAUUACAUAGAAGAAAGAGCUUGCUGCCGUUGAUGAUUUUAUAAGGAAUCUUUCAAACGCUGCUUUCUUGCUUUGCAUCAUCAUACAUUAAAUGUACAGCAGGUGGCAGCAUCUAACUGAUCUGGACUGAUCUCUGAUACUAAGUGGUGCAAUCCCUAAUUGCUGCAGGAUUACCUAGGUAUGCCAGAGUUGUUAGUAAGAGUGAGGAAAAUCAGGAAA